Messenger RNA from Stegostoma tigrinum, 1429 nucleotides. Its product is annotated as complement C1q tumor necrosis factor-related protein 1-like. Lineage: Eukaryota; Metazoa; Chordata; Chondrichthyes; Orectolobiformes; Stegostomatidae. The record is from RefSeq and is a predicted model, not a curated record. The transcript is spliced from 3 exons. The coding region runs from base 192 to 974 and encodes 260 amino acids. Gene Ontology annotation, molecular function: protein binding.
UUCGGUGCAAAGAAGUUGCUUGCCAAUGCAAACAGAAACAAUAACCCAGAUCGGCGCUUGGCUGUAUCAUUGUGAGGGUUGAGGCUGAGACAGACUGAAGAAGAUUAUUUUGUGCUGAGAGGAAACUGGAUCACAUCAAAUGCUUCACUGAAGAAGAGGAGCAAGUCCUUGGGUUAUUCUGCAGUUGAAGAAUGAAGGGUUCCAUUGCUCUGAUUGUUUCCUUCCUAGCUGCUGCUGCCUCGCCCAAAAGAAUUCUCUUUAAAAAGCAGACGCUCCAAUCAUCAUGCGUCCGAUGCUGUGGUCCUUUGGAGAAGCCGAUGCAUCUGUAUGGGCUGUCAUCUAGCCAGAGGGUGGCAAGUGACCAUCCCACCUACACCAUUCCUGAGAUCAAGCCAAAGAUAGACAUGACUAUACUAAAAGGCUCCAAAGGAGAGAAGGGGGAGAGAGGAAUGCCAGGAAAAACAGGAAAAACAGGACCCAAUGGUUCCAUGGGUAUCACUGGCAUCAAGGGAGACAAAGGACAAGCAGGCAUUCCAGGGCAUAACUGCAAACAACAUUAUGCAGCGUUCUCGGUUGGCCGCAGGAAGGGCAUCCAGAGCAAAGAGCUCCAACCUCAGCUGAUUUUUGACACUGAGUUUGUCAACCUUUACCACCAUUUCAACAUGUUCACUGGCAGGUUCUACUGCUACAUCCAGGGGGUUUACUUCUUUAACCUCAACGUGCACACCUGGAACUUUAAGGAAACAUACCUCCACCUCAUGCGCAAUGACCAGGAGGUGGUGAUCCUGUACGCUCAACCCAGUGACCGCAGCAUCAUGCAGAGUCAGAGUGUCAUGCUGGACCUAAGUGAGAAUGAUGAGGUGUGGGUGCGCCUUUACCAGGAGAACAGGGAAAACGCUGUUUAUAGUGGUGCAGGCGAUAUCUACAUCACAUUCAAUGGCUACUUAAUCAAGGCAGCAGUAGAGUCGGAUUAGAAGGGCCGGCCGGCAGUGCAUUGUCCCAUUAUUCAGACUAAAUUAUGGUGAAAAUCAUGACAUCAUGAGGACAGGUUCUAUAGAUGAGACUGUAUUCACUUGAAGAUUAAAGGGCAAUCUAAUUGAGGUGUUUUAGAUGAUCAAAGAAGGUGAUAGGUUGAUAGAGAGAAGCUAAUUCCUUUGGUAGAAGAGCCCAAAGCAAAGGGGGUAUCACCUUAACAUGAGGAUUAGGUCAUGUGGGGGGGAUGUUAGGGAGUAUUUUGUCAUACAGAAGUUAUUGAAAAUUUCACACAUUCUACCCCUAAAGGCUGUUGAAGCUGGGGAUUUAACUGUCAAUUUAAAAAUAGAUUGAUGCAUUUCUGUUAGGCAAUGGGUAUGGAAGAAUAUAGAACCAAAGUGAGUAGAAGGAGCUCAGGAAUAGAUAAACAAUGAGCAAACGGAAUGGUGGAACAGGU